AUCCGUGUAGGAGCGCCCUAGAAUCUUGGUGUGGGAGACACGUAGGAUUCUGGGACUUGUAGUUUUCUUCCAAUUAGAUCGGCUUCGCGGACUACAUUUCCCAAGAUGCACACGUAACAAGCCAGUCCCACUGUUGGGUGAGAAUUGGGGAAGAAGAAGAAUGAGUGGAUUGACUUUCAGGCCGACAAAGGGCCGUUGGAUCACCCACCUCAGCCGGCCGCGUUCUUGUGGACCCUCGGGGUUAUUUGUACCGCCCAGCCCUCCUUUGGACCCUGAAAAGAUCAAAGAGUUACAGCGCUUCAUUAGCCUUUCCAAGAAACUCCUCGUGAUGACAGGCGCGGGAAUCUCCACCGAGUCCGGGAUCCCAGACUACAGGUCAGAAAAGGUGGGACUUUACGCCCGCACUGACCGGAGACCCAUCCAGCACAUUGAUUUCGUCCGCAGUGCUCCGGUCCGCCAGCGGUACUGGGCCCGAAACUUUGUGGGCUGGCCUCAAUUCUCCUCUCACCAACCCAACCCAGCACACUGGGCUCUGAGCAACUGGGAGAAACUGGGGAAGCUGCACUGGUUGGUGACCCAGAACGUGGACGCUUUGCACUCCAAAGCAGGGAAUCAGCGGCUGACGGAGCUCCAUGGAUGCAUGCACAGAGUCCUGUGCCUGAACUGUGGGGAGCAGACUGCCCGCAGGGUGCUGCAGGAACGCUUCCAAGCCCUGAACCCCAGCUGGAGCGCCGAGGCGCAGGGCGUGGCUCCCGACGGCGACGUGUUCCUCACUGAGGAGCAGGUCCGGAGCUUUCAGGUCCCGUGCUGUGAUCGAUGCGGCGGCCCUCUGAAACCGGACGUCGUUUUCUUUGGGGACACGGUGAACCCAGACAAGGUUGACUUUGUGCACCGGCGUGUGAAAGAGGCGGACUCCCUACUGGUGGUGGGAUCAUCCCUGCAGGUGUACUCUGGUUACAGGUUCAUCCUCACCGCCCGGGAGCAAAAGCUCCCAAUAGCCAUUCUGAAUAUCGGCCCCACCCGGUCUGACGAUUUGGCUUGCCUGAAGCUGGAUUCCCGCUGUGGAGAGUUGCUGCCCUUAAUAGACCCGCAGAGACAGCACUCUGAUGUUCAAAGGCUGGAAAUGGACUUUCCUCUGAGUCCCGCUGCUCAAGAUCCCUAAGGAUCCCCCCACCCCACCCGUUGCCCCUCCAACUCUGCAUCCUAUAGAGGUGGCAAAGCCACGUCUAGAGGCCAGGCACCCUCCUGUUUACAGAAAUGAGAGCUGCCCCCUAAGGAAAGACUUUUCCAAAGAAGUAGCUGCUCUUGAUGGAGUAGCUGUGUCGCCUUCUGGUAACCAGGAAGAAGGAUCAGGCAGAAGUCAGUAAACCACAACCGUCUGUGAGGGGCAACGUGGGGAUAGAUCUCACUCAUUCAGGGCAUUUAUAAUUCAUUCAUAAUUCCAAAUGGAUGUGUCUGACUGAAGCACUUUGAUAUUUCUGAUGACAGGAGCAAUGGCUAACACAGCUUUUUAAAAAAAUUAUUAGCCAAAUAAUAAAUUAUUUUUAAUAGCA
Mus caroli (Ryukyu mouse) is the source of this 1553-nucleotide messenger RNA. It is a transcript of the gene Sirt4, whose product is annotated as sirtuin 4. The record is from RefSeq and is a predicted model, not a curated record. Gene Ontology annotation, molecular function: histone deacetylase activity, NAD-dependent; NAD+ binding. Gene Ontology annotation, cellular component: mitochondrial matrix. Lineage: Eukaryota; Metazoa; Chordata; Mammalia; Rodentia; Muridae.